Ananas comosus (pineapple) is the source of this 4495-nucleotide messenger RNA. Its product is annotated as eIF-2-alpha kinase GCN2. Bases 299 to 4090 code for a protein of 1263 amino acids. NCBI's taxonomy places the organism in Eukaryota, Viridiplantae, Streptophyta, Magnoliopsida, Poales, Bromeliaceae. Gene Ontology annotation, biological process: protein phosphorylation; mitochondrial translation. Gene Ontology annotation, cellular component: mitochondrion. The record is from RefSeq and is a predicted model, not a curated record. Gene Ontology annotation, molecular function: ATP binding; protein binding; protein kinase activity. The transcript is spliced from 30 exons.
CUCUCUGCGACUACUAACGCUUUUCCACAACGCUCUCCCAAUUCCCACCCCCGCUCUUUCCCGAUCCAAAACCCCCCUCGAUCCUCGUCUUAAAACCCUCGUCUCUCGAUCGAUCGCUCUCCUCCCCCUUCGCCGCCGCCUCUGAUCCAGCUCGAUCGGCUCCCGCGGCGUAGUUUGUGAUCGAUCCCUGCUUCGUUUCUCGCGAUUUUUGAUCCGUAUUUGGGAAGUACGCGAGGAACCCUAGCCUGGAUCGGUGUUAUGAGAUCGCGAGACGUGGUGAGAAGAGGUAGUGGGAACGAUGGGGCACAGCUCGAAGAAGAAGAAGAAGAGUAAGGGUGGAAGGGGCCGAGGGAGGGCUCCGUCGAAGGAUCACGCGUCGCAGUUGGACGACGAUCAGGAUGCCCUAAAUGAGGAGCUAACCGCGUUGGCUGCAAUAUUUCAAGAGGACUUCAAAAUUGUUUCAGAACUACCUCACGUGCAAUUUGAAAUAAAGCUCAGGCCUUACUCUGAUGACACUGGUUUCGAUGAUCUUAAUGUUUCGGCUCUUCUUCAUGUUAGAUGCUUACCUGGGUAUCCUCAUAAGUGUCCAAAGUUGCAAAUAGUGCCAGAAAAAGGCUUAUCCGAGAAGGAUGCUGAUCAGCUACUAGCUCUUCUUGUCGACCAGGCAAACAUUAAUGCGCGAGAAGGACGUGUGAUGAUAUUCAAUUUGGUAGAGGCUGCUCAAGAAUUUCUAUCUGAAAUUGUGCCGAAAGUCAACAAGCUGAAAUCUGUACUUCAUUUGGUUCAAAACAAGGAUCAAUCAUUUGAUGGUGAUCUAAAUGCUAGACUUGAGAAGGGUUCCCAUCCUGAGAUUCCAUGUGUUACUAGCUCAAUCGAUCUCUAUGGUGACUUCUUUGGCGAUACCACAGGUUGGGGCAGCCACGGUGCAAAAGUAGCAAAUGGGAGCUCUAAUAAAGUUUCUGAGCCACAAAGUCGACCAAUUGAUAAAAGCAAGGCGAAGAACAUCAUAUUGCAAUCCCAAAUUUCAACUGCUGCUCAGAAUAUUGCUAAAGAGAGACGCUUCCAAAAUGUGCUAGCUGAAGUGUUGCCUGGUGCGAAGUAUGGUGUUACACCCGAAGCUGAGACACAAUUAAAUGCGGUUGAGGAGGAAACUGAGAGUGCCGGCAAAUUAGCUUCUAUCAAUGAUCAAGAUUCAAUUGCUGAUACGUCGGAGAAGAGUUAUGACAGUGCACAAUAUCAGCUUGAGGACACUGACAUUGAGGAACAAGUAUGGAAAGCUGAUGGCUCUGUUUCAGAUAAUGGCUCUUCAAUGUCAUCUUUUGCAUCAGUGGCAUGUGAUGAUGCAUCUCUGAACAAGAAAAAAGAUCUUCUUUUGGUACACUUACUCCGUCUUGCUUGCUCCAAAGGAUCAUAUUCUAAUUCUCUGCCAGAAAUAUCCUCAGAGUUAUGCAAAUUUGGGAUGCUUUCAGGAUGGGCUAGAGAUUUAGUUGCUGCACCUUCUUCCAACUUUGAUAAAGCUUUUGAUCAUGCUUUUGAACAGCAUUUGAUCUCUUCACAGUUCUCUCAAUUUUGGAAAGGAGAUAGUAGUCUUACUGGUGAUGUUGCUUCAUCUAGAUCAAAUUCUCGUUAUCUAAAUGACUUUGAGGAAGUCCGCCCAUUGGGACAUGGGGGAUUUGGCCGUGUUGCAUUAUGCAAGAAUAAGCUAGAUGGACGACAAUAUGCUGUAAAAAAGAUUCGUCUCAAGGAUAGAAGCCCUCUUAAUGAGAAGAUUUUGAGAGAAGUAGCCACUCUCUCACGGUUGCAGCAUAAACAUGUUGUUCGGUACUAUCAAGCAUGGUUUGAAACCGAAUAUGGUGGUUAUCAUGGAGAGAGUGCUUUGGGAUCUAGAACCGCAGACAGCUUUAGUAGAACCUACACAGGUGUCAGCUCAAACGAUGUUACUGGAGAUAACAUGCAGGAAUCUACAUACUUGUACAUUCAAAUGGAGUAUUGUCCUAGGACUUUACGGCAAGAUUUUGAAUCAUAUAGUUCUUCUUUCGAUAAGGACUAUGUGUGGCAUUUAUUUCGGCAAAUUGUGGAAGGCCUUGCGCAUAUACAUAGUCAAGGAAUCAUCCAUCGGGACUUGACACCUAACAAUAUAUUCUUUGAUGUCCGUAAUGAUAUUAAAAUUGGGGACUUUGGUCUUGCGAAGUUUCUGAAGGAGCAGUUGGAUCAUGAUCAAUAUUUUCCUACUGAGGCAACUGGAGUUUCAACAGAUGGAACUGGUCAAGUUGGCACUUAUUUUUAUACAGCGCCUGAAGUGGAGCACAAUUGGCCACAGAUUAAUGAAAAGGUUGAUAUGUAUAGUUUAGGGAUCAUAUUUUUCGAGCUAUGGCACCCCUUUGCAACCGCAAUGGAGCGACACAUUGUUCUUUCAGAUCUUAAACAGAAGGUUAUUCCUCCUUCCUGGGCUGAAAAAUAUCCUGGUCAGGCAAAUCUGCUCCGACGCUUGACAUUCCUGGGCCCCUCUGACCGCCCGUCUGCUAUUCAGCUUCUACAACAUGAGUUGCCUCCAAGAAUGGAGGAUGAGUGGUUGAACGAUGUACUCAGAACCAUACAGGCAGCAGAGGACACAUAUGUUUACGACCGAGUUGUAUCUACCAUAUUUAAUGAGGAGAGACUGAUUAUGAAAUCGAGUCGUCAGCAUGACAGCAGUGCAAAAAUGAUGAUGAACGAGUCCUUCACACAAUCCACUGAACUAGAUACAGAAAUCCGAGACACUGUUGUUGAAAUCAGCAAGGAAGUCUUUAAAAGACAUUGUGCAAAGAGAUUGGAGAUAUCACCUUUGAACAUCUUGGAUGGCAGUUAUCCAUUUAAUAGGAAGUCAGUGAAGCUUUUAACCCAAGGAGGAAAUAUUCUUGAGCUCCGCCAUGAGUUACGGACACCAUUUGUUACUUGGAUCGCAACAAACCAGCAAUCAUCUUUCAAACGUUACGAAGUCUCUUCGGUUUAUAGAAGAGCAGUUGGUCAUUCAACUCCUAGUCGCUUCCUUCAGGGCGAUUUUGACAUCAUUGGAGGCACUUCACCAAUAACAGAGGCUGAAGUUAUUAAGGUGGUAAUGGAUAUUGCAACCCGCUUUUUUCAACCAAAUGCAAUAGACAUUCGACUCAAUCAUGGCCAAGUGUUGGAAUCAAUUUGGUCUUGGGUUGGAAUUACUCGUGAGCUUCGGCAGAAUGUAGCAGAGCUUUUGUCCUUGAUCGGCCCAUUAUGUCCUCACUCUACAGGUCGAAAGUCAAAUUGGAAAUUCAUUCGACGACAGCUUCUACAGGAUCUUAAUCUUUCCGAAACAGUUGUUGAUAGAUUACAGAUAGCAGACUUGAGGUUCUGUGGAUCUGCAGAUCAGGCCAUUGCUAGAUUGAGAGGGGCCCUUUCAUUCGAUAGGCUUACAUGCAAGGCUCUUGAAGAAUUGUCUGCCCUUCUAAGCUAUUUGAGGGUGUGGUCAAUUGAGCAGCAUGUUUCUAUUGAUGUUCUCAUGCCUCCUACAGAAGUUUACCAUAGCAGCCUAUUUUUCCAGGUUUACCUAAAAGAGAGUCUUCCUGGAUCAAGUACUGAGGCAACCUUGCUAGCUGUUGGCGGCCGAUACGAUCAUCUGAUGCAGCAAUAUUGGGAUCAGCAUAUAUCUGGCCAGAAAACUAAUCCAUCGGGUGCAGUUGGAGUUAGCAUCGCAUUGGAGAAAAUUCCUAUGCAUUGUUCGGUAGAUAUCAGGCCGCCAAGGAUUGAACCCAGCAUUAGUGUGCUUGUCUGUUCAAGAGGUAGUGGCGGACUGCUACUUGAGCGCAUGGAGUUUGUCGCAGAACUUUGGCAAGCCAACAUAAAGGCAGAGUUUGUUCCCCAGCCAGACCCAAGCCUCAAAGAACAGUACGAAUAUGCAAGUGACCAUGAUAUCAAAUGUCUUAUCAUUAUUACUGAAGCUAGUCUAUCUCAAACAGAAAUGGUAAAGUUUCGACAUCUUGAGCUGAAGAAAGAGAAGGAGGUUAAGAGAGAGGACAUUGUAAAGUUUCUGUUGGAGGCAAUAUCAACACAAUUCAGAAACCUUGCAAACUGGAGUUGAUUUUGUUUGCAUUUUUGGCGAAGUUUUCUUCCAGAUUCCUCGCCCAGAGCUGUAAAUAUUGUAAAUCAUGUAACCAGAAGCACACGGGAAUGCAAUGAAAUCGAGACACAAAGACCUAGUAAGGAGCUGCUGCUGCUGCUGCUGCUUCUUCUCUGCUGAUGCUAAUCGAAUUUCCUGUAGAUAUAGCAAUUUUGAUGCUCUUUGCUGCUUCAGAUUGGCUCUUUUCAUUUACAAGGGUGAUUUAAUUCUUUGUUUCGAUUAAAAACAAUGUAGAUGGGGUGCAAAAAGCUCUCCUUUUUGAGUGUGAUUAGGGACAGUUACUAUCUAUCAUGAGAAGUUGUUUGAGAUGUUGCAAUCUCUGUCCAUGUAAUUUGUUGCGCUAUCUCGACAGAAACCUUCUCCAAA